AUGAUUGGUUCAGAUGGCCAGGAAUCAACCUUCAUCAACUCGACCUCAACGUGUACCAUGGUUAGGACAUACCCUUUCAUGACCAGAAACGAGAUCGAGAGUCGUAUAGCAGAUGGUCAACAAAUCGUUAUUUUCAAUCAACAUGUACUCAAAGUCGACGCGUGGCUGCCUUACCACCCCGGCGGUGAGAAGGCUUUACUACACAUGGUAGGCAAGGAUGCCACAGAUGAAAUCCAAGCUCUUCAUUCCCAGGCUGCUCAAGAACAAAUGAUGCGGUACCGAAUCGGCAAAAUUCAUGGUCUUUGGACCAAUUUCCGGCCACCAAUUCAAGGGGGUUCAUUUCGCUCAUCUUUUGACGCCGACAAUAUGGACUGUGAGGAGUUGGAUAACCAAGGAGUAUCAGCCUCGAGCACUCCCAACUCUAGAUCGCCAUCUCCUGUAUUUGAUGUCGAUUACAAAGGCCUGAGAAGACGAGGCGAUGACAAGGAUUACACCACCAGGCCAGCAUCAAUAUCCUCGCAGUCAAGUGUGGAACCUGACACUACUGGGAUGUCAUAUCUAGACGCCCUCACAAGAGAGCAGAUCAGUCUAGACAUCGGCAAGUACCCGGGGGUUGAUCUUGCCACGCAGCACGAAAUAGCAGCCAAGUACAAAGACUUGCACCAGGCUAUUAUGGAUCAAGGCCUUUACGAAUGCAGCCGGACGGCGUACAUGUUCGAAUGCUGCCGAUAUAUUGGGUUCUUUGCCGCUAUGCUCAUAUGUCUAAGCUAUGGGCAAUACGUGCUCGGUGCAGUAUGCUUAGGCCUUGCUUGGCAUCAACUCGUCUUCCUUGCGCAUGACGCGGGACAUAUGGGGAUCACACACGACUAUCAAAUCGAUACUGCGAUUGGAAUAUUCGUCGCUGAUUUUGUUGGCGGCCUGUCUCUUGGCUGGUGGAAGAGGAAUCAUAACGUUCAUCACAUCGUUACGAAUGCCCCUGAGCAUGACCCCGAUAUUGAACACAUGCCCCUCUUCGCCGUCACACACCGCUUACUGGGAAGCUUGCGAUCGACAUACUACGAUCGCGUUAUGGAGUAUGAUGCCGUUGCCAAGUUUAUGUUGAAAAUUCAAGCUUGGACAUACUAUCCUCUCCUUGCGUUAGGACGAUUCAAUCUCUACCGGUUGUCAUGGGACUAUCUAAUUGCUCGGAGAGGCCCAAGACGUGGCCCUGGAGCCUGGCACUGGUACUUGGAAAUCGUGGGGCAAUUUGUUUUCUGGGCUUGGUUUGGGUACGGCGUUAUGUACAAGAUGCUGCCUGACGGCAGGACGCGGUUCAUGUUUGUCAUGGUUAGUCACGUUACGUCCUCGCCGCUUCAUGUGCAAAUCGUGCUCUCCCAUUUUUCUAUGAGCACAUCAGACUUGGGACCGCAGGAAUCUUUCGCGCAACGCAUGCUCCGAACCACAAUGGAUGUGGACUGCCCCCCCUGGCUCGACUUCAUCCACGGAGGGCUCCAGUUCCAGGCAAUCCACCAUCUCUUCCCCCGGGUGCCUCGACAUAAUCUUCGCAAGGCACAAAAACUAGUCAUGGAAUUCUGCCGAGAUGUUGGUAUUCCCUAUGCUCUGUAUGGGUUUGCCGAUGGAAAUAGGGCUGUCAUUGGUCGACUUGCAGAAGUUUCCCGACAAGCAGCUAUUCUGGCAAAAUGCCAGCAGACUGUAGCAAGGAAUGGUGGUGUUUUCGGACACCAUGGCUGA
Messenger RNA from Metarhizium album ARSEF 1941, 1731 nucleotides. RefSeq names its product Fatty acid/sphingolipid desaturase. The transcript has 2 exons. NCBI's taxonomy places the organism in Eukaryota, Fungi, Ascomycota, Sordariomycetes, Hypocreales, Clavicipitaceae. Gene Ontology annotation, cellular component: membrane. Gene Ontology annotation, molecular function: oxidoreductase activity, acting on paired donors, with oxidation of a pair of donors resulting in the reduction of molecular oxygen to two molecules of water. The record is from RefSeq and is a predicted model, not a curated record. Gene Ontology annotation, biological process: lipid metabolic process. Bases 1 to 1731 code for a protein of 576 amino acids.